ACAGAGGAGCCUCCUGCUAUGGUCCUUGGGGUCCCAAAGAGUCAGACAUGACUGAGUUGCUUUCACUUUCACAGGGUUACUGUAAGGAGUAUAUGCAUUAAUUAAAUACAGUGCUGAGAGCAGUGUGUGACAUAAAGUGAUGAAGUACUGUUAACCUACUUGUCUCAGUGUGGCUGAGACUUCAUUAUUUUGAGCUGGUCCUGUGUUAGUGGAGUAAGAAGGCACUGCAGAUACAGCGUGAUAGUGAUUAAAAGAAUCAGGCAGUGGUUGCUGCUAUUUUAACAGACUUUGCUGUUCCCUUCAGGGCUGUAGGUCAUAGGCACCCCUGGCUAAAUUAUAAAUAAUUUUUAAAAAAAUUUAAGGUGAAUCCAAAAAAUUAAUAAUAAUAAAAUCAAGAGCAGGGUUAUUUUCACAACGGGCACUGCUCUGUGAUACCUCCAAGCUUGAUUGUGAGAAAGAUUAUUUUAGUUCUUGCUAUGUAAAGAUUUAAAGGUAUUACCUUUUUCAUAGCUUGCAAAUGCUUUAAUUUUACCGAUUUGAAUUAAGAGCGGAAAAUCAGUGAAUCAAGAGGACAAGACCUUGGAGUGUAAAAUGAAUGUCUUUUCACCACCCAGGAAAAUCAGCACUGCUAAGAGGGAGACGUAGUGUGGAUCCGGGUAACAUUUAAAGUCAGUGAUAAUCCGGGUGAAAGGAUCAUGCAGGAUUACGAGCGUUUGCCCUUUCGCUUGUAGCCCACAGAUCUGCCGCGGACGCCGUUUCAGACAUGCUGAGGAGCGCUCUGCUGUGCGCAGCGCUCUGGCUCCUGCGCGCGCAGCCCUUCCCCUGCCCACCCACCUGUAGGUGCGCCUUCCGCGACGCCGCGCAGUGCUCGCGCGGCACGGUGGCCGGCAUCGCCGCGCUCGGCCUGCCCACCAACCUCACGCACAUCUUGCUUUUCCAAAUGGGCCGCGGCACCUUGCAGAACAACAGCUUCAGUGGCAUGACCGUCCUGCAGCGCCUGUUGCUGUCCGACAGCCACGUUUCCGCCAUUGCCCCGGGCACGUUCAACGACCUGAUAAAACUUAAAACCCUGAGGUUAUCGCGCAACAAGAUCACUCACCUCCCAGGCGCACUGUUGGAUAACCUGGUGCUCCUGGAACAGUUGUUUCUGGACGGCAAUGAACUAAAGAUCCUUGACAAAAACCUGUUUCAGAAACUGGUUCACCUGCAGGAGCUCUUUCUGAACCAAAACCAACUCGCUUUCCUGCCUGCUAGCCUCUUCACACACCUGGGGAACCUGAAAUUGUUGGAUUUAUCGGGAAACAAUUUGACCCACCUGCCCGAGGGGUUGUUUGGGGCCCAGGUUAAGCUUGAGAAGCUUCUGCUCCACUCAAACCGGCUGGUCUCUCUGGGGUCGGGGCUGUUGGACAGCCUGCGGGCCCUGACGGAGCUGCAGCUCCACACCAAUCACCUCCGUUCCAUCGUCCCCGGCGCCUUCGACCAGCUGCGAAGCCUGAGCUCCUUGACCCUUUCCGGAAACAGCCUCGAGUUCCUGCCCUCCGCCCUCUUUCUUCAUUCUCACAAUCUGACCUUCCUGACCCUGUCUGAGAACCCGCUGGAGGAACUCCCCAAGGUGCUCUUCGGGGAGAUAGGCGGCCUGCGGGAGCUGAGGCUGAAAGGCACCCAGCUGCGCACCCUGCCCGCCGCCGCCUUCUGCAACCUCACUGGCCUGCGCAUCCUGGAGGUGUCGCUGAGCCCGGGGCUGAGCGCGCUCCCGGAGGACGCCUUCCGAGGCCUCGGCGAGCUGCAGGUGCUCGCCGUGAACUCCACAGGCCUGGCCUCCCUCCCCGCCGGCCUGCUCCGCGGCCUCGGCCGGCUGCGCCACGUGUCGCUGCGCAGCAAUCGGCUGCGCGCCUUACCCAGCGCUCUCUUCCGCAACCUCAGCAGCCUGGAGGAGGUCCAGCUCGACCACAACCAGCUAGAGAUCCUGCGGGGCGACGCGUUUGAGGCUCUGCCCCGGCUGGCGGAGGUCCUGCUGGGACACAAUCCCUGGCGCUGCGACUGUGGCCUGGGGCCGUUCCUGGCGUGGCUGCGGCGGCACGCGGGCCUCGUGGGUCGAGCCGAGCCCCCGCGGUGUCACGGGCCCGGGCCGCACGGCGGCCGACUGCUCUGGACCCUGCAGGCCGGCGACCUCGUCUGCCCGCGCUCCGAGUCAUGGAUCCGGCCAGUGGUUGAGGGCCAAAGUCAGGACCAUAGCCUGUUCUGGGGUCUUUAUUUUCUGCUUUUAGCCGCUCAGGCUCUAAUUACCGGGAUCAUAGUGUUUGCGAUGAUUAAACUCGGCAGGCUCUUUCGGAAAUUAAUCACAGAGUUCUGGUUUGAGGCGAUGAGAAAACCUUGCAAUUAAUUAAAACGUGACCGGAGCAUUGGCAGACGCGGCUCCGGGGAGAGCUCAGAUCCGCUGACGCUAUCUUCCUCUUCCUUCUUCCUCCUCUGCCAUCUCCUUCCCUCCUUCUCUUCUCCCUGUUCAGUGACACCUCUCCCUCUGAGCCCCCGUACCAUUUACAGUGGUAAACCGUGACUGUCUGUUGUGCCUGUCUCCCUAUCCACAGUGUGCUCCUGGCAGCGCGGACUGCGACGGCCCCUCCCUGUGCCCACAGUCGAGGGUGGCUGGGUGGGUGGGGCGACAAAGGCGGUCUCUGCACUGUGAACUGAGGGUGGGUGCAAAGGAGACAGCCAACUGCAGCCUCCCUCCUGCACCUGGUAGAUGUCUGGCAAAUGUUUGCAAAAUGAAUAAAUAGAAUG
Capra hircus (goat) is the source of this 2781-nucleotide messenger RNA. RefSeq names its product glycoprotein V platelet (gene GP5). Lineage: Eukaryota; Metazoa; Chordata; Mammalia; Artiodactyla; Bovidae. The transcript has a single exon. Gene Ontology annotation, cellular component: plasma membrane. The record is from RefSeq and is a predicted model, not a curated record. Gene Ontology annotation, molecular function: protein binding. Bases 764 to 2383 code for a protein of 539 amino acids.